Diorhabda carinulata is the source of this 1204-nucleotide messenger RNA. Its product is annotated as regucalcin-like. The coding region runs from base 261 to 1163 and encodes 300 amino acids. Lineage: Eukaryota; Metazoa; Arthropoda; Insecta; Coleoptera; Chrysomelidae. The transcript is spliced from 6 exons. Gene Ontology annotation, molecular function: enzyme regulator activity; calcium ion binding; gluconolactonase activity. The record is from RefSeq and is a predicted model, not a curated record. Gene Ontology annotation, biological process: L-ascorbic acid biosynthetic process.
CAACUCUCGUGACCUUCAUCAUGAAACGCAGAUACAUUUUUCUGUAUUUCAAACGAUAAAUUAUUACAUAUUCCGAGAAACAGGCUUUCGAAACAAGUGAUUAAAUGAAGUAUAAUAAUGCCUUAGUCCAUACCUGACUUAUAAUUACUCAUUAAAUAGAAAUAAGAAUAAUUUAAACGUAUGUAAAACAAAAUAGAAUCGAGUACGAUCGAAUUAGUAUAUAGUGUACUCUUAAUACUGAAAGCCAUUUAUAGAAAAUAAUGACUCCGAAGGUAGAAAAAUUAUUAAAUGGGUUUUUAUUGAGUGAAGGCCCCCAUUGGGAUCAUAAUACUCAAUGUCUUUAUUUUGUCGACGUAACUGCGAGUACAAUUCAUAAAUAUGUGCCACGUGAAAACAAGCACACCCAAGCAAGAAUUGGAAAUUACAAUGUAUCGAUAAUAAUUCCAAUAAAGGAUAAAAAAAAUAAUUUUUUGGUUACGUUGGAUAGAUCUGUCGCUUUAAUAGAAUGGGACGGAGAAAGUGAAGAGGUAACAGCUAUUCAAAAACUUUGUACAGUCGAGGAAGGUACCGUUCAUGUUUUCAACGACGGAAAAUGUGAUAAAACCGGAAGAUUAUGGUUAGGUACUAUGUCAAAAUCGGCUGCUAAAGUUGAUGGAAUUGAGGAUAAUCAAGGUGCACUUUAUAGUUUUUACAAUAACACUAUUAACACUCAUAGACACAAUGUUGGUAUAUCAAAUGGUAUAGCCUUCGAUUAUGUUCGAGAAAAAAUGUAUUAUAUCGAUUCGUACCGCUACAGCAUUGAUCAAUACGAUAUUAAUUUCGAAAAAGGAACUCUAUCAAACCAGAAAACAAUAUUUAAAAACGAAAAUAAAGAUAUUUUAUGCGAUGGGAUGACUAUAGAUACUGAUGGUAAUCUUUGGGUAGCUAUGUUUGGUGCAGCCGCCGUUUAUAACAUUGAUCCGAGAACAGGAAAUAUUCUCCAAACUGUUAAAAUUCCCGCUGAUCAGAUAACAUCAGUUUCAUUUGGAGGACCUAAUUUGGACGAACUUUAUGUUACAAGCGGAUCUAUUAUAGAUAGAUCUUUUGGACAAUGGCCUGGAUCGAUUUUCCGUGUCACAGGCUUGAAUGUUAAAGGAUUUCAAGCUGAUGAAGCUGUAAUUUAACUAUUAAAGUUUAUAAUUACUGAAUAAAUCGUGAAAAAUUA